This is a messenger RNA of Penicillium verhagenii, 525 nucleotides long. RefSeq names its product 2,4'-dihydroxyacetophenone dioxygenase family protein. Bases 1 to 525 code for a protein of 174 amino acids. The transcript has a single exon. NCBI's taxonomy places the organism in Eukaryota, Fungi, Ascomycota, Eurotiomycetes, Eurotiales, Aspergillaceae. The record is from RefSeq and is a predicted model, not a curated record.
AUGGAGAAGGGCGAUCUUUCAUCUGUGGCCUACAGUGGCCCCAAACUACCCAACGUCCCCGAAGACCUGGUAGUCACCAGUGCCCUGGACCUAGAAUGCGACGAGCGACUAUGGGUUCCCCAAUCGAAAGACGUCUGGUUUCGUCCGCUGUGCUUCAAUGUGUCCCAGGGCUACUUUGUGAAUAUUCUACGGGUUAGGAAGAGUGGAAUCCUGUCACGCCACCGACACACAGGGCCUGUCCACGCCACUGUUCUACGUGGUCGAUGGCACUACCUAGAGCACCCUUGGUGGGCCGAAGAAGGCGGAUAUGCCUUUGAGCCUCCCGGCGAUAUCCACACUUUGGAAGUGCCUGAUGGUGUCCAAGAGAUGGUUACCUUGUUCCAUGUGACUGGAGCUUAUAUCUAUGUGGAUGUUGACGGCAAUGCGUUGGGUAUUGAGGAUGUGUUUAGCAAGCUUCAAGCAGCGCGGAAACACUAUGAGGAAGUAGGGCUGGGAGCGAACUUUGCGAAUCAAUUUGUGCGAUAG